This is a messenger RNA of Lactuca virosa, 306 nucleotides long. Lineage: Eukaryota; Viridiplantae; Streptophyta; Magnoliopsida; Asterales; Asteraceae. The record is from the annotation of a GenBank genome assembly.
AUGAAUGGGGGAGUGGAUUGGAGAUGUCCUCUCACAACCACAAGAGAUCAGGUCAACGCUUUGAGGAAAAAAUUGGAUAAUUGUAUUCCAGUUAAUAUUGGAAGAUUUGAAUGGGUGAAAGAGGUCCCGAUUAAAGUAAAUACUUUUAUUUGGCGUGCAAAACAUGGUCGAAUUCCAACUACAGAAGCCCUAGCGACAAGAGGGGUCAAUGUGAAUUCUACAACCUGUUGUCAAUGCGGUGAUGAGGAGGAAUCACCAGACCAUGUGCUGGUUCAAUGCUCGCAUGCUCAAACGAUAUGGAACUAG